AUGGGAAAGCGGAAAGAGAAAGAGAAGAAGCCGGAGACGGAAGAAGGAAGUCUCGAGAGCCCCAGAACUCAAUCUCUUUGGGUUCUAGCCGUCAUUUUCAUAGGUGAGUAAAUUUCUGUUUUCACGCCGAAAGAUCGAUUUGAGACAAAAUUAUAAAAGGCGAUUUUUAUAAUCUCAUCAUACAAGUGCGUUAAAAAUGAGCGAAUUUUUCUCUCAUCGGAUCAAAACAUCGGGCAAACGUCGUGUUCAUGUAGCGGAAGUACUCGUGUAGCUCCUAGAGUUCAUUGUGUGAGUCCGAACGAAAAUCUGGCAAACUUCUUGCUCAGCCAGCGUCCUUGUUUCGAUGACGGCGCGGUAGAAAUCACGUAG
This is a messenger RNA of Caenorhabditis auriculariae, 369 nucleotides long. Lineage: Eukaryota; Metazoa; Nematoda; Chromadorea; Rhabditida; Rhabditidae. The record is from the annotation of a GenBank genome assembly.